AAUAUACUUCAGCACCGUCUUUGUUUUUGGUGAAGAGUUGUUGUGAAUAUUCAUUUGCUUAAAUAAACAUAAAAGAAAUUGAAGUGAUCAUCUACAAUGCGAGUGAAGCGUUAUUAAUUAAAAUGAUACUGACAAGACUAAAAUCUCGAGAAAAAUAGUAGGCUAAACAAUUUAAUAUGGUUUUAAACUCUAACAACAAGGACGAAACAUCUAAAAUGCCCACAAAUAGCGAAUAUUACAGUGAAUACAAAUCUCCUUCAAUAUGGGAGUUUUGGAAAGCGAGAAGAUAUGUCGUGACGUUUAUGCUGUUUCUCGGAUUUAUCAACACUUACUGUCUACGAGUUAACCUCAGCGUUGCUAUCGUAGCUAUGACUCAGUAUUACAAUGUCACAUUGGCAAAUGGUACUACUAUUGUGACACGAGAUUUUGACUGGGAUACAAAAAUCCAGGGUUAUCUCUUAAGUUCAUUUUUUUAUGGUUAUAUAUUUACUCAAUUUAUUGGAGCAUACUUGGGUAUCCGAUUCGGAGGAAAAAUUGUUUUUGCUGUAGGAAUCGGCAUGGCAUCUAUUUUGACCAUCCUUACACCAGUAGCUGCAUAUUUAAAUGUUUAUCUGCUGUUGGUUGUGAGGAUAUUGGAAGGAUUAUUUGAGGGAGUUAUUAUACCAUGCAGUCAGACAAUUUGGACAAACUGGGCUCCAAAGCUAGAACGGAGUCGAUUAAUAACAAUAGCUAUAUCUGGAACCUAUAUAGGAACAGUCAUUUGUUUACCUUUGUCAGCACAGCUGGCUACACAUCUUGGAUGGGAGAGCAUAUUCUAUGUUUUUGGUGCUGUUGGCUGUUUAUGGUGUGUAUUCUGGUUAUGGUUAGUAAAAGAUUCUCCUACAGAGGACUCAAAAAUUUCCAACGAAGAACUAAAGUAUAUAACCAAUUCUCUAGAAGGAUAUAAAGGGGAUACUAGUAGAAAUAUUCCUAUAUGGUCAAUUAUAACAUCUCCUCCUGUGUGGGCUUUGAUCGUUGCAAGUUCUAGUGAAAUUUGGGGAUUUUAUACACUGUUGACACAGCUGCCAAAAUUUAUGAAAUAUGCUCUUAAAUUUAAUCUCAAUGAUUCAGGAUUCGUAUCAGCAUUGCCUUAUGUAGCAGUAGCGUUUGUAGUACAAAUUGCAGGUCAUCUUGGAGACUACGUGCAGUCUAAAAACGUAUUCACUGUUGGCCAAUUAAGAAAAAUUUUUCUUGGAGUUGGUUUCUCAUUUCAGUGCACAUUCAUGAUCAUCUCUGUUCAUUGGGUUUCGACAGUUACUACGACUUUCUGCCUCGUCUUAGCGAUUGCAUUUGGAGGCUUUACAAUGGCUGGUUUUGCGGUCAAUAACUUGGAUCUGAGUCCGAAUUAUGCGAGUAUCAUUGUAGGCAUUGCGAAUACAUUUGCAACUUUGCCAGGGAUUAUUAGCCCCAUUUUAACCGGAUAUCUGGUUACCGACGAAACGAGCAUUGAACAAUGGAGGAUAAUAUUUUACAUUGCUGGUGGUAUAUAUCUUAUCGGAGGAUUGUUCUAUUGCAUUCUUGGAUCGGGUGAUCUACAGACUUGGGAUAAAGUACCAGGAGACUUAAAGGAAACUGCAAAAGAAACUUACGUCAAUUCAAAUUUUCAGUCUGAAGAGAAUAUCCCUAAAAGUUGAUUAUUAUAAAAAAAACUAAAACAUAAAUAAUAACUGUGAUUAUAGUACGUUUACUGGUGUUUUGUUUUUUUAUCAAUAUAUAAGUUUUAAGUAUAUCUAUUUUAUUUUUUGGAUGUAUUUUUUGUCGUAUUUUAUUUAGUAGCAUAACUGUAACUAUAUUUUUAACAAAAAAUAAAUAAGAUUGAAUUAA
This is a messenger RNA of Diabrotica balteata, 1863 nucleotides long. The record is from the annotation of a GenBank genome assembly. Lineage: Eukaryota; Metazoa; Arthropoda; Insecta; Coleoptera; Chrysomelidae.